AUGAGUGCAGAAAAGACAGAUGAGUUUUCCAAUGAGGAGAGCUUCAAAUUCUUUGGUUUAGGAGGAUGUAACGAAGUUGGAAGAUCAUGUCACAUAAUUGAAUAUAAAAAUAAGGUUAUUAUGUUGGACGCUGGUAUGCAUCCAGCUUAUAGUGGACAUGCUUCAUUUCCUUAUUUUGAUGAAUAUGAUCUAUCCAAGGUUGACAUUUUGUUGAUAAGUCAUUUUCACGUUGAUCAUUCAGCAUCUUUACCUUAUGUUAUGCAACAAUCAAACUUUAGAGGUAAAGUAUUCAUGACUCAUGCCACAAAAGCUAUUUACCGAUGGUUGAUGCAAGAUUUUGUUAGAGUUACAUCAAUUGGAAAUUCAAGAAAUGAAGGUGCAGAGCAAGGUGGUAAUUUAUACACAGAUGAUGAUAUUUUCAGAUCAUUUGAUAAAAUUGAAACUAUUGAUUUUCAUUCAACAAUGGAAAUAGAUGGAGUAAGAUUCACAGCUUACCAUGCUGGUCAUGUUUUAGGAGCAUGUAUGUAUUUUAUAGAAAUUGGAGGACUCAAAAUACUUUUCACGGGUGAUUAUUCAAGAGAGGAAAAUCGACAUUUACAUUCAGCUGAAGUGCCACCAAAUAAACCAGACAUUUUAAUUACGGAAUCAACUUUUGGUACGGGUACCUUAGAGCCAAAAGCUGAAUUAGAGAAGAAAUUAACGAGUCACAUUCAUGCUACACUUACAAGAGGUGGAAGAGUUUUGCUACCUGUUUUUGCAUUAGGUAAUGCUCAAGAAUUAUUAUUGAUCCUUGAUGAAUAUUGGCUGAAAAAUGAAGAUCUACAAAACGUUAACGUUUAUUAUUGCUCUGAUUUAGCUAGGAAAUGUAUGGCCGUUUAUGAAACUUACACAGGAAUUAUGAAUGAUAAGAUACGGCUCUCUUCAUCAGGUGAUUCUAGAUCUAGUCCUUUUGACUUUAAGUACAUAAAAUCUAUAAAAAAUUUAUCGAAAUUUUCAGAUUUAGGACCUUCUGUAGUAGUUGCAACUCCAGGGAUGUUACAAGCGGGAGUUUCGAGACAAUUACUCGAGAAAUGGGCACCAGAGCAAAAAAAUUUAGUGAUUCUAACAGGUUAUUCUGUUGAAGGAACCAUGGCUAAAGAUUUAUUGAAAGAACCUCAAAUUAUACAAUCACAAAACAAUACCGAAGUAAGUAUUCCAAGAAGAAUUGGUGUAGAAGAAAUAUCAUUUGCUGCACAUGUUGAUUUCCAACAAAAUUCGGAAUUCAUUGAUAAAGUCUCCCCAUCCAAAAUUAUUUUAGUCCACGGCGACUCAGUUCCAAUGGGUAGAUUGAAGUCAGCGUUGUUAAGUAAAUAUUCGUCAAGAAGAGGGACCGAUAAAGAGGUGAAGGUUUAUAAUCCUAAGAUCUGCGAAGAACUAAUCAUAAAAUUCAAAGGUUUGAAAGUAGCAAAAGUAUUAGGUUCAUUGGCUGAAGAGCAAUUGCUGCAAUUGAAACAUGGAAUUGAGCAACAAGUGAAGAAAGAUGAAGAAGUAGAAGUUAGUGAUCAGAUAGAGGUUUUAGAGGACAAAAUGGAAGUAGAUGAUAAAAAGUCAAGCAAAUCCAUUGUUUACAAUCCUGGACAGAUUGUGUCAGGUAUUUUGGUGUCUAAAGAUUUUGAUCUUAAUCUUGUCCAGCUACAAGACUUGAAUGAAUUUACACAGUUGUCGACAUCGAUGGUUAAAUCGAAAAUGAAUUUGAAAAUUAAUGCUGACAUCUCUUUAAUGAAAUGGCAUCUUGAGCAGAUGUUUGGCUUUAUAGAUAUUGUGGCUGAUGAUGAAAAAAUAUGGGAGUCUGUUAUCAUGGAUGUUGUUGACAUAUAUAUAGAUAAAACUAAUACUCCCGGUUUGUAUAUAACUGUUGAAUGGAUCAAUGACAAUUUAAUGGCAGAUUCGUUAGCCGAUAGUAUUAUCGCUAUUUUGUAUUCGAUAGAUUCAUCACCAGCCUCAGUCAAGUUAACUUCUAAACCUCACAACCAUAAUCAUAAACAUGAGGAGAAGAGAAAAUUAAUACAAAGUGAUGAUAUUGAAUCUAGGAUUCAAAAAAUUUCCUUAAUACUACAAGCUCAAUUCGGGGAAGCUUUAGAACCAUUACCAGAAGAUAAAGCUAAAGUUACAAUUGGUAAGAAUGUAGCACAUAUUGAUUAUAGAUCAUUAGGUGUUGAAUGUCUGUCAAAGGUAUUGAAAGACCGUAUAGAAAAUAUUAUCAAAAGGGGCUGCUUGCUAAGCGCCCCACUAGCUGUACCUCAAAAGUUUACAUAG
Molecule: messenger RNA, 2295 nt
Organism: Lodderomyces pseudojiufengensis
Lineage: Eukaryota; Fungi; Ascomycota; Pichiomycetes; Serinales; Debaryomycetaceae
Product: cleavage polyadenylation factor subunit
Exons: 1
Coding region: 1-2295 (764 amino acids)
Biological process (GO): mRNA 3'-end processing by stem-loop binding and cleavage
Cellular component (GO): mRNA cleavage and polyadenylation specificity factor complex
Molecular function (GO): 5'-3' exonuclease activity; RNA binding; RNA endonuclease activity
Source: RefSeq, a predicted model, not a curated record